Molecule: messenger RNA, 4026 nt
Organism: Dermacentor andersoni
Lineage: Eukaryota; Metazoa; Arthropoda; Arachnida; Ixodida; Ixodidae
Product: L-fucose kinase-like
Biological process (GO): GDP-L-fucose salvage
Molecular function (GO): fucokinase activity; ATP binding
Source: RefSeq, a predicted model, not a curated record
GCCAUGUCGAAGCCAAUGCAAAACUUGUAUCUGCGCGCGUCGUCGACGAAAGUUGUUAGUGGCAUAAUGUCCAACUUCGACUGCAUUGUGGUCACUUGCUCAUCUCUGAAGUGGGCGACUGCGAUUGAAUCAGAACUCCGGAUACUUCAAGCUCGGAACAUCAUUUCUAAAUCAGUCAAGAUACUCACGGUCGAGGACCCUGCAAGUAACAUUGGCAGCGGAGCUGCUACGUUGAAUGCACUUCUCGUAGUUACAGAAUAUUUGAGUGCACAUAAUGGAUAUACAGUAGUGUACCCUGAUGUACUUGAAAAAAGCCGGAUUUUGAUACUGCAUCACGGCAGAGAGUAUGCUCUGGAACCAUGUGGAAAGGCUUUUAUGAGUCUACCAGGAAUUCAUGCUGCUUCCAUUGACCAAAUUAAUGGUCAUUCUACCAACCUGGAGAAUCUAUUGAGCAUUACUUCUCAGAUGCAAGAAAAUGGUCCUCCAGGAGUUUGGGUCUGCAGCACUGACAUGAUUUUGACUUGCAGGAAUAUUGCCAUCAACUGGCCAUGGGUCAAAGACUGUCUGCUUAUUUGCUCUGCUUGUGAUCCCCUGUAUGCUGCAGGUCAUGGUGCUGUCAAGGUGAACAGUGAAGGCAUCGUUUCAAGCAUGUUGUAUUGUGGAACAUUAGAAGCCUUGCAUAACUACACACGUUCUGAUGGCACAGUUCUUGUUGUGUCUGGCAUGGUAUUUUUCUCUUCUGAGCUGGCUGAGAGUCUUCUAGCGCUGCACUCCAUAUCUCCCUUGGACUGUUGCACAUACAUGGGUGUUGAUAGUGGUGCUGAGCCAAUGCAAAUGUCAUUGUUUUUUGAUCUGCUGGUUGCCAUGGCAGAAGAUGUCUCGCAAGACUCCUUUGUUAGUGGCCAGCAUGGUCGCUGCUAUGACAAAAAAUUUAGUCUUGAGAAAAGAACUAUGGCCCAGAGGGCUCGAAAUCUUGUUUGGAAUGAGCUGUCAUCAUACACCCUAAAAGCUUAUGUUUUGGAAGGCCAGCCAAGUCACCACUAUUUGUCCAAUGAAACUACUGCCCGUCAACAUUCCGACUUUCUCAUAAACCGUGCUAGCAGCAAUUUGCUUCUUCAUGCUUUUUUGGAUGUCAAUGAAAAAGCAGUUGGUGACAAUGCUGUCCUCAUGAAUACCUUUGUAAGGAGUGGUAGAUGCACUAUUGGAAGCCACUCAUUGUUGAAAAACUGCUGCCUAGAGGCAUCUGAGGUGACUGUUGGCAAGAAUUGCUACAUAAAUGGGCUGACAGUGAACCUAAACACUCAGGCUUUGAUUAUUCCGGAAAACACCUGCAUUAUUCAGUAUGUCGUCUGUUUCGAGGAUUCUGAUGCUUCAUUGCCUGUUGUUGUCACAUUUGGAAUGGAAGACCAUCUUUGGGUGCCUUUCACUAACGAAGAUGGUCAAUUGGGCCAAAGUGCACUCAAGGAGUUCUUGUCUUUUGCUUCAGUUACAGAAGAUGACUUAUGGCCAAUAACAAUACCUAAGGCGGGAUGGUAUCAGAAUUGCCUGAUGACUGCAAAGCUGUUCACAUGCAGUGAAGAGAGCUUACAAGAUGCACUCUGCCUUCUGAACCCCACUCAAGAUCAAGAGUGCUUGAAUAAGUGGAAACACUAUAACAGGCUUUCCCUAGUGGAUGUGUUGACACAUCAGAGCCUGAAAGACCAGUUUUGUAAAUCUUGGGACACCUUCUUUCGUGUAACGAGCUCAAUCAUUAAAAAGACUCUGAUGGAGAAAUCAGAUGUGCUUAUCACCCCCUUUAUGUAUGCAGCUUGCGCUUGUGAUCGUGAGGCAAGCUUGAUGGCUGUGCUGGAUUCAGUUGCUGAAGGACAAGAGGCUAGCAAGGAUCUAGCCAUAGCAUCAAGAGCAUUUUCAUGCAUUGCUGACUUUUUGGGUGCAAUGGCUGGAAAUUUUGGCGGCUUGAGAAGCGGUCCUGGAGGCAACAAGACCUGGAUGUGUGCUUUCCAGUUGCUGGAGGAAGGACAAGUUCAGAAGGGUGCCCUAGCUUUGAAGCAGGAACGUCUCAAGUGGAUGGACCGGCCAGACCGCAUGAUGCGAGCAGCAAGGCAUUAUGAAGGUGCUCUUCAGGUGCUUAUACGAAAAGCUGUACUGACCACAGAAAAGUAUACCAUAACAGCUGCAGCUCCUUGCCCACUCCCUUUUGAAGAGUGGGCUGUGGCAGAGUGCCCUGCAAGAAUGGAUUUGUUUGGUGGGUGGACAGACACGCCACCUAUCUGCUAUGAGCUUGGGGGCUCAGUAAUUAAUAUUGCUGUGCUUGUUGAUGGCCAGAAACCCAUUGGAGCCAAGGCACGAAGAAUACAUGAACCACACAUUGUCAUCACACUGCUGCACCAAAAUGUUCCAGAGAAGGUUGAAAUAUUCACCAUGGAAGACCUUCUUGACUAUAGUCAGCCUGGUGCUAGAGGUGCUCUCCUUAAAGCCUGUCUUAUUGGCUCUGGUGUUGUCAAAAUUGACCAUGAACAUAAGCUGUCACAGCAGCUUCUAGCACUGUAUGGAGGUGGCAUUGAGCUACAGAGCUGGUCCAACUUGCCUCAAGGAUCAGGCCUGGGAACAAGUAGCAUCUUGGCUGCAGCUAUUGUGUCAGCUCUGUGGACUGCAGUUGGACGGACAUUUGACAAGCUGGCUGUCAUUCACUGUGUUCUGCUUGUAGAACAACUCUUAACAACAGGAGGAGGCUGGCAAGAUCAAGUUGGGGGAGUUACUGGUGGACUUGUGCAAGGCUCCUCCCAGCCUCACUUACCACUUUGUGUGGAUAUUGAAGUGCUGCCAUUUUCAGAUGAACUCUGCCGCCAGCUGAGCAAUCAUUUUCUUCUUCUCUACACUGGAAAAGUCAGGCUGGCCAAAAACUUGCUUCAGACUGUCAUACGAAACUGGUACACCAGAGAUGCUAAAGUGGUGUCGUGUUUCAAGGAGCUGCUUCACCUGUGCAGAACAAGUGUUAGAGAGUCCUUUCUAAAAGGGGAUCUGGAGGCGAUUGGAAAAUGGCUGGACCACUACUGGCAGCUAAAGAAAGUGCUGGCUGCUGGAUGUGAGCCAACGUUUGUUGGGCGCCUUAUGGGGCUUCUGCGGCCGCAUGUUCACGGCCAGCUCCUGCUAGGUGCAGGCGGAGGUGGUUUCCUGUGUGCCCUCACCAAACAACCCCACCAGGCAGGCUUCAUGCAGAGACUUUUGAAUGACACUCAGGGAAUGUCAAAGGUUACUGUACACAUGGUGGAAGUUGACAUGACUGGUUUGAGUCUAAGCAUCAAUGAAAGCAACAUAGAAGUUCCCUUUGUGUCUGUGCAUUAGGUCCAUGUGCAUCGUGGCUACUUAGUGGCCUUGUUGUACAGUUAUACAGAGAAGCGGCCUUUCAGUGCCCAUACUUUUGUAAUCUUUUAUUCAUUUUUGUAGCUCAAGACAAACAGCUCAAGACAAAACAAUACAUUCCAAGGGCUUUCAAGAAUACAUACUCUAUUGGUGCCUUUACAUAUAAACUCUGCAGCCUAGUCUUUGUUAUGAAUUUUCAGCAUUUUACAGGUGGAUAUAGUACUGGUAUACUGCUAUGAUAAAGCUGGAUCCUAGCAUCUGUGAAGCACAUUUUAAAGUGCCUUUAUCAGUCCUUUUUCUACAUUUCUUGUCAAUAGUGACAGCCUGCUUUUUUUUUUCAAGUCUUUGCCAGCCCAAGAGAAGCAGUUUUCAGUAGUUUCAUUGUGUGACUACAGAAUAUAUCAUUUAUUUUCUCAGUAUUCACAGCUACUAGAAGCCCAAGCACAACUGAAUUCUAAACUUUCUCCAUUAUCAAUAUAAAAUUCAUUUUAUCACUGCAUAUACCUCCUUUUUUUCCUGAACCACUGUGAAUGAAAGCUGCAAGUGAAUAUAUCAGGACACCAUGCUGAUUAGUGUUUCAGUGCAUAAUACAUACUGUGCAGUUAACAUAUAACUGCUGUAGCUAGUAAUGUAUGCCACCAACAAUAAAGAUAUGCUACUGUC